Messenger RNA from Lasiosphaeria miniovina, 732 nucleotides. Its product is annotated as Phospholipase/carboxylesterase/thioesterase. NCBI's taxonomy places the organism in Eukaryota, Fungi, Ascomycota, Sordariomycetes, Sordariales, Lasiosphaeriaceae. The record is from RefSeq and is a predicted model, not a curated record. Gene Ontology annotation, molecular function: palmitoyl-(protein) hydrolase activity; carboxylic ester hydrolase activity. Gene Ontology annotation, biological process: protein depalmitoylation. The transcript has 3 exons. Bases 1 to 732 code for a protein of 243 amino acids. Gene Ontology annotation, cellular component: cytoplasm.
AUGUCGAUUCGCCGCCUGCCGCCAUUGCUAUUCCCAGCUACGGCACGACACACAGCAACCGUGAUAUUCGUGCACGGGUUAGGCGACACAGGCCAUGGAUGGAGUGACGCCGUAGAGAACUGGCGGAGGCGUCAGCGGCUCGAGGAGGUCAAGUUCAUCUUGCCCCAUGCGCCCACCAUCCCCAUCACCUGUAACUGGGGAAUGCGGAUGCCAGGGUGGUAUGACAUUGUCUCCCUCGACGGCAAUUCGGAGGCGCUCCGCCAGAACGAGGACGAGGCAGGCAUCAUGCUGAGCCAGGCCUACUUCCACGGCCUGAUCCAGCAGGAGAUCGAUUCGGGCAUCCCCGCUGACCGCAUCGUCCUCGGCGGCUUCAGCCAGGGCGGCGCCGUUUCGAUCUUCAGUGGCUUGACGGCCAAGUGGAAGCUCGCCGGCAUCGCUGCCCUGUCGUCAUACUUGCUGCUCAGCUCAAAGUUUUCCGAGCUGGUGCCCCAGCCUGAGUUCAACAAGGAGACUCCGGUUGCCAUGUUCCACGGCGAUUCGGACCCUGUCGUGAAAACAGAGCUUGGACAGCUGUCGUACAAAAUGCUGAAGGCACAGGGGUACAACGUCUCACUGAAAUUAUAUCCUAAUAUGGGCCACUCUGCCUGUCCAGAGGAGUUGGAUGACGUGGAAGCUUUCUUGACAGAGAGGUUGCCGGCGUUGGGCGGGGAGCAGGAGAAGUCGGAGCUGUGA